This is a messenger RNA of Pseudozyma hubeiensis SY62, 945 nucleotides long. RefSeq lists its product as hypothetical. Lineage: Eukaryota; Fungi; Basidiomycota; Ustilaginomycetes; Ustilaginales; Ustilaginaceae. The transcript has a single exon. The record is from RefSeq and is a predicted model, not a curated record. The coding region runs from base 1 to 945 and encodes 314 amino acids.
AUGGAAGAUAUCAUGCAUUUGAGUUCGGGCCAUGGAGGGCCGUCGAUCCGUCCGCUUCUGACUACGUUGCUCCUGCUAGAACCUUCCGCCCUGACACCGUCCCAACUGUCAUCGGAUCUACUCAUGCGGCAACGUAUGUUGGGUCUACCCUCCACAACGCCCCACGCAUACGACAUCGAAUUCUCUCACUCGCUCGACCCGUCCUCCGAUGGUGAAGUCACUGCAUCACAGCAAAACUUCGUAUCCAGACUGUCGCGUCCUCCUUUCGAGUUUUCCAUCCAAUGCCUCGACGUGGCUGCGACGGCACGGUACUUCUUCGCUUUGCGAUCAAAGGCACGACACGACGCCGCGAAUGCAGACGUGGAUCCGAUCAACUUGAGCGAGUACGAUGUGUGGUGCUCCGAAACGUGGCACAAUAAGCCGCAGGACGCGAUUUGGCUCCAAGUUCCAGGAGUGAGGGGAGCGCCCGAAGAGCCGGUAUUGUGGAUGAUGCUGACGGAGGGGGACGAUGGCGAGUGGAAGUUGGCGAAUUUGUUCGCAUUGGACGGUGCAGAGCAUCGGAACUUGGUGGUCCAGCUGCAUCGUCGUACAGAAGGCUGCAAUCGGAUGCAUCGACAGUCUCGUAAGCCGCAGGAGGAAGAGGAAGGUGGAGCAGAGUACAUCAACGAUGCUAACGACUUUUGGGGUGGGUUUUCCGAUGAAGGGGACCAGGGGCGCGAUGUCGACGAAGCUGCAAGAGAAGGUGAUGUGCCGAAUUCAAUGUUGGAUCUGCACGUAGCAGGUGGAUCUCAGGUACCGACGACAGCACAGGAAGCGGCGAUCAAGGACAUCAUCCGCGGCGCUUACACUUUGCAUCGUUCAGCACGGGCGACGGAAUCAGAUCGAGGUUCCGAAGAAGCCUUUCUGGCACUCGUUCGAUCCGCGAUCUCGACAGCAGGCAUAUGA